Molecule: messenger RNA, 1911 nt
Organism: Penicillium brevicompactum
Lineage: Eukaryota; Fungi; Ascomycota; Eurotiomycetes; Eurotiales; Aspergillaceae
Product: Leucine Rich Repeat domain protein
Exons: 3
Coding region: 1-1911 (636 amino acids)
Source: RefSeq, a predicted model, not a curated record
AUGGCCUCCGUGACUGCCCCCCAGAAGCCGGCCUUCCCGCGACUCUCUUCAAUCCCCUGUGGUGAUCACUUUCACUCACGCGACUCCUCCCCCUCUCCCUGCAGCACCCCCGACGGGUCCAGAUCGAGUAGUCAGCGUCGUCCAUCCUUCGGCUCCGUCAAAGAGGACACAGAAGACGGAAUUGCGCAAUCCUUCGUUGACACCCACGAAGCCCCAUCUCCGCCGCCUCAAGAAAAUCAAGAGCGCAAACUCGAGCGUCCUGGGAUGCAGGCCCCGGAUUUCUGCUGCCCGUGCGGUGGAUUUCUGGGCUGGAAGCAGAUUCGGCUGGGCGGCAAGAGCUUGAGCCGCAGCUACAGUGAUCUGCGUGGGCUAGGUGCGGCCCAGGCAAAGGGUUGGGCGUGGGAAUCCCACGAUGAGACCCCCAAGACUCUUCCAGUCCCUGAGCCUCCGGUAGAGGAGGUGAUGCAGACUCCUCCUGGCACUUCACCUUUGGAGAAGCUUCCCCCAGAGGUCCUCGACCAAAUCAUUUCUAACCUCGCGCUGGAUCUUCCACCUAAUGGCUACACGCCCCGAAACGUGGAUCUGGUCUCGUGCCUUUUGACCUCCCACACUUUGCACGCAGCGACCCUGGGCGUCUUGUACAGAAACAUGACCUUCCCCCACUCCAUCAUUUUCUCGAAGGCACUCAACCACAUGUCCCAGUAUCCCGCUCUCGGCACACUCGUUCGCCGCCUGGAUUUCUCGCACUUCACCUCUGUUGGUCUGGGUCGCACCAAGCAGAUGAACUCCGAAAUCCAGAACUUGACCUCCAAGACGCUCUUGCAAUGCCUGGAACUCCUCCCCAACCUGAAGGAAUGUCUGCUCCAGGAACAUCUGGAAGGUGACAUUAGCGCGGAAGUCAUUAGGAAGUUGUUUAUGGGACUGCCGAACCUGCGCGCGGUGGAUUUCUGCGGCUGCUCGACUCAGGCCUUCUCUGCAGUCUUCCAGGAAGCCCUGGUCGGUGGGCCCGUGUUGCCCAUGACCCUGCCCAGCCUGAAACGGCUUUCGCUUCACGAGUGCAGCACCAUCCCUGCCCCCAUGUUCGACUAUCUUCUCUCGCGACUUGUCAACUUGACCCACCUCGACCUCACUCACACUCAAGUGAACGACUCCGCUCUUGCCGCUAUCCCUGAGACUGCUCGCAUCUCCCACCUGAGCUUGUCCCGGUGCACCCGUCUUCGCCCCUGCGCGCUGGUUGAGUUCCUGACCAACCACCCCUCUGUCAACGAAUCCCUCGUCUACCUCAAUCUUAUGACUGACCCAACCCGAUUCCGUCUAUUGGAGGAGACUGAUGUGUCCGCCCUGCUCCCCAAGCUUCCCAGCACCCUGCGGUCCCUGAACCUUGGAGGAGCCAAGGUUACCUCUGACCACGUCCCAUUCUUGGUCCCCCUAACCAAGCAUCUGGAGGAACUUGGCCUCAGCUCCGCCGACCUGUCCGUGACGGACGUCAACUCGUUCUUCGCCAGCUACCGCAACCCCGCCACGGGAGAGGAGAUCAACACCCCUAGCACCCUCUGCUACCUCGACCUCGCCAAGGUCCCGCAGAUGACCAUUGGAGCCAUUUUCAAUACGAGCACUUGUCUUCUCCUCGCAAACCAGAGCUACCCGCUUCAGGUUGUCGAAUUCAGCGACAAGAUCAUCACCCCUCUGCGCGAGCGGGCGAAGACCCAGCGCGUUUCGGUCGGUUGGACCGUGCGUGACCUGGGCCGCCGCGGCUGGUACGUUCGCGACCCGGCUUCUAUGCCUAAUGAGCCGCUCGAUGAUGGCGCCCGCUACUGGAAGAUGGGCGCCCGCUGGUGGGGAUCGCGUAAGAUUCCCAUGGUGGUUGGCGAUGUCGGUGGCCUCUAUGGCCACUACAUGUUCAAAAAAUGA